Molecule: messenger RNA, 801 nt
Organism: Aspergillus alliaceus
Lineage: Eukaryota; Fungi; Ascomycota; Eurotiomycetes; Eurotiales; Aspergillaceae
Exons: 3
Coding region: 1-801 (266 amino acids)
Source: RefSeq, a predicted model, not a curated record
AUGAGACCCCAGAUCUUGCUGCAUCCCCAAUUGCGCUCAUCGCUUUCUCGUGGUCUGCGGAGGGACCUGAAUAGCACGCUUUUUGCUCGGCUGAAGACUACCCAACCUCCGUUUCGACUCCCAAAAAAUGAGACUUCAUCUCUAAAACCGAAGGAAAACAAUGCGACAGCUCCCCGGAGCCCACCUCAAUCGUCCGCGGCACACGCAAAGACAGCUAUCCGGCGAGGUCCACCAGAGCGCAUAUUGAUCUACCAUGGCGGAACCGGCAAGACUAUCUUUCUGGGAAUGUUGCGAAUCACAACUAUCUUCCUGUUCGGUGUAUCUAUAUUGGUAGUUGCACCUGCUUUCGCAGCCGAUGAGUUUCCGUGGUAUCUAGCUCCUGCUGUUGUCGUUGGCGGAGCGCUCCCGAUGCUAUUCAUUGCCUAUACAUCUGCCCCGUUCGUUAACUUCGUGCAUCUUGCCCUCCCAGCUUUUGCUCGGCGAUCCAAGGACCAAACCCUCCAAUACGCGAAGAACCUGCCCCCUACUGCCACACUAUACAUUAACACGAUGAAGUUCACGACUAUUCCUCGACAGACCGAGGUGCGGCUGGGCGAUUUAGUUGCUGACAAGGCUUUCCUCCGUCCCGUGAGCUUUCGCAACAAGAACCCUGCCCCUCUGCCCUGGUGGGCAGGGAAGACUCUACGGCAGUUCUACACGGCGGAGAAGAGUCAGCCUGGCAGACAAUCGACGACAUUCUAUCCCGAAGUGUGGGACCAUGUAUACAAGCAUAUACAAAAUAAUCGUGCACCGAAAAAAUGA